This is a messenger RNA of Drosophila hydei, 1196 nucleotides long. RefSeq lists its product as uncharacterized. NCBI's taxonomy places the organism in Eukaryota, Metazoa, Arthropoda, Insecta, Diptera, Drosophilidae. The coding region runs from base 368 to 1048 and encodes 226 amino acids. The record is from RefSeq and is a predicted model, not a curated record. Gene Ontology annotation, cellular component: neuron projection. The transcript is spliced from 6 exons. Gene Ontology annotation, biological process: G protein-coupled receptor signaling pathway.
GCGCAUGUUUCUGCGACGACGCACCGAAAGCACGAGGCACUCUAGGCGUAUACGCGAUUGUUUUUAACAUUCGGCGCUAAGUAAAUAAAAUGUUGGCUGAAAAUUCACGUUAUGUGAUUUGAAUUAUGCGACGCUAAGUGCAACACGCUGCAAUUUGUGUGUUCGGUCCUCUGUCACGUGUCCCCUGCCCCGUGGCAACACCUGUGCACCAGCGGGUUUCGAUGCCGUAGCUACAACUAGCGCUGAAAUCGUUACCACAUCCGUUUCCGGUUGCCGGCGUUGCACUUGAUGGAUUGUUCAAUUUCAAAUCAAAUCACAAUAUCCACAACACAUUGAGACUUAUGUGUGUCCCAUUGAGAGCAGCAACAUGUUGACAACACACCACCUGCAUCACUUGCAUCACCAUCGCGGCAGCACGGCGGUUGAGUUGGAUAAGAUAACUAAUUUGAAUACGCUCAUCGUGGAGAUCAACAGCCAUGUGGCGCUCUUUCGCGACAUGCUGAUACAUGUCGGCCAGGCCAAGGACUGCCCGGAGCUGCGCGAAAAGAUACGCAAACUGCGCCGCACCUGUGUGGAGGCAUUCAAGCACACGGCACAGAUACUCAUGCCGCAGGUCAAGAGCGCCAUGGCCGAUGGCAUACUCACCGACAAUCCGCACCUGGUGCUGCUCUUCUAUAUGGCUCAGCUGUUUCUACGUGAGCUUGUGAAAAGCUAUCGACUCAUACAAGUUGUACCCAUGGAUAUGUCUGGCUAUUAUGAGAAUCGUGCGGGCCCAUCAAAUUUGGGUAAUGUUAUAAGCCAAAUACUAUUGUGCAAGCAAUUCACGCCCGAUUUCAAUGAGGAGGAGCUGUGCAGCAUUACAAAGGACUCGCAGGACAUUGCCAUGCUGCUGUCCGAAAUGCAGGAGUAUAUGCCACAGCACGAGGCAUAUUUGGAACGCAAUGCGGCGCUGGAUACAAAUACUCCGUGGCCGGCAAAGCGACGUCAGAAUUAUAUAUGCAAGAACAUGAGCCUACUCUGCUGCGUGUCUCGCCCCAACUAUCUCUGAGAGGAGGCCGAAACUGUUUAAUCUUAAAUGUCACACACUCAUACACACACUACUUAUAUCAAUUACUAGUGUUUAAGUUAAGCCUAAAGCUAAACACACAUGUUAGAGCCUAAGUGUAAACAACUCAAUUAGCAGAAAGGUCAAAGGA